Messenger RNA from Pungitius pungitius (ninespine stickleback), 1381 nucleotides. RefSeq lists its product as uncharacterized. Bases 284 to 1141 code for a protein of 285 amino acids. The transcript is spliced from 6 exons. The record is from RefSeq and is a predicted model, not a curated record. NCBI's taxonomy places the organism in Eukaryota, Metazoa, Chordata, Actinopteri, Perciformes, Gasterosteidae.
CUGCGAUUACCGCAUUAGGCGCGUUACGCGCUCGGUUUGGUGUCACGUGCAGCAGUGGUGGCGGGGGAAGAGAAGAAAAAAAAUAACCCGUCAUUGUUUUUAACGGAAUCAGUUUUUCCAAGCACAGUCCAGAGCCAGCUCGGACUGUAACCCGAGUCCCCCUCCGGCCCCGCGGGUCCACUGUCUCCAACUUGCUAAUCAAUUACGCGUCCGCUCGCCGCUGAUUGGCUGAGCCGUGUUAUUGUCACCGAGGAGCGCGGCGGGGUGGGAGAGAGAUCACACGAUGGGAGGACUGGAUUCAGGAGGUGAAUUCAUUUCUUGCUCAAGUGGCUCACUGGUCCCGAGGUGGCAAUCUGUUGCAGAAUGUACUGCAGGCGCACGCAUCAUCAUGGCUUGCAGAGACCUGGAGAGGGCAGAGGAAGCCCGAACGGACAUUUUGGAAGACACAGGAAAUGAGAAUGUGGUCAUCAGGAAACUGGAUCUCUCUGACACCCAAUCCAUUAGAGUGUUUGCUGAGCUCAUCAACAAAGAGGAGAAACAAGUGAAUAUCCUGGUAAACAAUGCAGGCGUCAUGAUGUGUCCCUACUCCAAGACCGUGGACGGGUUCGAAAUGCAGUUAGGUGUCAAUCAUUUGGGUCAUCUCCUAUUGACUUACCUGCUGCUGGACCUCAUCAAGCACUCUGCUCCUGCCCGAAUUGUCGUCGUGGCAUCGGUGGCUCACACUUGGACCGGAAUUCGGCUGGAUGACAUCAACAGUGAGAGGAGUUACGACACCAUGAAGGCCUAUGGGCAGAGCAAACUGGCAAACGUCCUCUUUGCACGCUCACUCGCCAAACGAUUACGAGGUACCGGGGUGAGUGUGUUCUCUCUGCACCCGGGGGUGGUGCAGUCUGACCUGUGGAGACAUCAGCACCAAUGCAUCCAGGUGGCAGUGAAGAUCUUCAGGGUUUUUACCAAGACAACACUGGAGGGAGCACAGACUACCAUCUACUGCGCUGUGGAGCCGGGCCUGGACAGCCAGAGUGGAGGGUACUUCAGUGACUGCGCUCCUGCUAGGUGCUCAAGGGCAGCUUCGGAUGAAGAUUUGGCCCAAAAGCUGUGGGAGAUCAGCUGCAACAUGCUUGGCAUCACCUGGCAGUGAAGGAACUGUGCAGUGAAAUAACAUUGUAUGAUAUGUACCCUCUGUCAAAGAGCACUUUCACACACUUGUACAGUAUAUACGCAUUCAUGUUACUGUUACUGAUGUGCCGACAGGUCUAAAAGUUUAGGCUCUUUUAUUUUGUAUAAACAUCAAUUAUCAAGCAAGGCUGCAUGAUAAAACUUUUUAUCCACUAAACUUUUACUCACCUAGAUGGACAUUCUUUGUUGAGACACUUUUUUU